Cylicocyclus nassatus is the source of this 1789-nucleotide messenger RNA. Lineage: Eukaryota; Metazoa; Nematoda; Chromadorea; Rhabditida; Strongylidae. The record is from the annotation of a GenBank genome assembly.
AUCGGCUAUUAUUACUGACCUGAAACUACAUAACAUAUCUAGAUGAGAAGUUCGUUUUUGCGAUGGAGCCGCCUUGUAAAAGGAGCUUACGCAGCACUCCUGCUCGAAACAAGAGGAUGUCACAUGGUGGAGGUGACUCACCAAAUCCACAAUCCACGCCACCGGAUUCUCUUUCCGAAAAUCAGAUGACGGAGGAGGAUAUGUUCCGCAUCAAAAGUAUCGCAAGAGGUACUGCAGGAUCAUUUAAAAGAGGGACGAGCGAUACUGCUGAUCAAUCAGUCAUCUCCCUAGCCGAUUCUGCUAGUAAUUUUGGUGACCAUGUCGGAGACGAAUUUGAUGAAGUUGAAACGAUAGAGAGCGAAAAUAAUUUGUCUACGGAUCUACAGAGUCGGAUUUUCGACGGGUGGAUGUUUGAUAGAAAACGACCAUCAAACAUACAACUUCCCAAAGAUACCGUUACCAUUCUAAACUUCCCCAAAAAUGUGCCGAUACCUCCUUGCCCAGAAGGGAUUGAUCCAAAAAGUUGGAAACAAGCCUUCGAAGAAGCAACAGUUUAUCUGAUAGGCACGGCUCAUUUCAGCCGGGAGUCUCAAGACGACGUCAUCAAGACUAUCACGGCUACUCAGCCAGAUCUUGUCAUGGUCGAGCUUUGCCCUAGCAGAAUAUCAAUAUUAUCAAUGGAUGAGCAAACUUUGUUGAAGGAAGCCAGUGAUCUCAACACUCAAAAGAUUAUUACUACUAUCAAACAGAGCGGCGUUGUGCAAGGAGUCUUACACGUUUUGUUACUUUCAAUGUCAGCUCACAUCACGAGAGAGCUCUCAAUGGCACCUGGUGGAGAAUUCCGAGCUGCUCAUAAAGCAGUGAUGCAGACGCAGCUCUGCCGUUUGGUGCUAGGAGACCGACCCAUCCAUGUUACUCUUCAACGUGCUUUGGGGUCACUCAACCUGUGGCAGAAAAUCAAGUUUUUCUGGCACGUUGCGUUGUCUCAUAAUACUUCGAUAACAGCUGAAGAGGUUGAAAAAUGCAAACAGAAGGAUUUGCUCGAGCAACUGCUCGCCGAAAUGGCCGGUGACUUCCCCAAACUCAGCAAAAUUUUUGUUGAUGAGCGGGAUGCAUAUAUGACACACGCCCUACACUCUCUUUUGAUAAAGAAUACGCUUGAAAAACGGCUGUCAUGGGAGCGUACCGACGUGGAUUGGCAACCUCUUAGGGUCGUAGCCGUUGUCGGUAUCGGUCAUACACCUGGAAUUGCUGCUCAUUGGGACAAUCCAGUCGACAUUGCCCCUCUUCUACAUGUCCCUCCACCGUCUACCUCAGCAAAGGUUGUAAAAUUUGCCUUCCGAGCAGCUUUUUGGGGAGCUGUUGGAUUCCUUCUUUACCGUGGAGGAAUUCGAGUUGCAAGGAGACUCCGCUGACCUUGAGUUUUCCUAGCGUUAUUGUUGAUCGUUCGUCUACAUCAGAUCCACUCAUCUUGUUUUUGCCAAAAACCGCUUUCAGAUGUGAAAGUUACGUACCACUAGCAUUUUGUGUGUUUUGUUCUUAUUUUUCUCUUGAUAUGUGACAAUGGUCUGGCUAGUACAUAUUAUCUAUUCAAUAGGGUACAAUCGGGCUUCGCCUCUUUUUUGAUGACGAUAGUUUCUUUCUCGGUUUAGGCCGGCGUGUAAAGAUUUGUUAUACGUUUCAACUUUCACUUAUUUAUCAGUACAUCUAUUAGUAGAACCUACAAUGGUUCCCUUGUUUUCUGAAACGGUUUUUGUUCAACUUUUUAUAACGAUAAAUAUGAUAUGCA